Molecule: messenger RNA, 1761 nt
Organism: Cygnus olor (mute swan)
Lineage: Eukaryota; Metazoa; Chordata; Aves; Anseriformes; Anatidae
Gene: WRAP73
Product: WD repeat containing, antisense to TP73
Exons: 12
Coding region: 92-1441 (449 amino acids)
Biological process (GO): mitotic sister chromatid segregation; protein localization to mitotic spindle pole body; microtubule anchoring at mitotic spindle pole body
Cellular component (GO): mitotic spindle; MWP complex; microtubule organizing center
Molecular function (GO): protein binding
Source: RefSeq, a predicted model, not a curated record
GCCCCCCCCGCCCUUAUUGGCAGCCCCGCGGAGCGGCGCCUGCCCCUUCCUCCCGCGGCCGGCCCGGGGCGAGGGCUGGGCCGGGCCCGCCAUGAACUUCUCGGAGCCGUGCCGGCUGUCGGGGCUGCUGGGCAGGAUCUCCCCCGACGGGCGCUGCCUGGCUUCGUGUGUGCAGUACCGGCUCAUCGUUCGGGACGUGACCACCCUCCAGCUCCUCCAGCUGUACACUUGCCUGGAUCAGAUUCAGUACAUAGAGUGGUCGUCCGACUCCCUUUUCAUCCUGUGUGCCAUGUACAAGCGAGGGAUCGUCCAGGUCUGGUCCUUGGAGCAGCCAGACUGGCACUGUAAGAUAGACGAAGGCUCAGCAGGAUUGGUGGCUUCAUGCUGGAGUCCGGAUGGUCGUCACAUUCUCAAUACAACUGAGUUUCAUCUGCGGAUAACUGUGUGGUCCUUGUGCACCAAGUCUGUGUCUUACAUCAAGUAUCCCAAAGCUUGUCAGCAAGGGAUCGCUUUCACUAAGGACGGCCGCUAUAUGGCAGUAGCAGAAAGACGCGACUGCAAAGACUUCGUCAGCCUCUUCGUAUGCAGUGACUGGCAGCUACUCAGGCAUUUUGACACUGAAACACAAGAUCUGUUUGGGAUCGAAUGGGCUCCCAACGGCUGUGUUCUGGCAGUGUGGGAUACGUGUCUAGAGUAUAAAAUAUUGCUGUACUCCCUUGAUGGCAGACUGCUGUCCACAUACCGGGCGUAUGAGUGGUCCUUAGGCAUAAAAUCAAUUGCCUGGAGUCCCAGCAGUCAAUUUUUGGCAAUUGGCAGCUAUGAUGAAAAGGUGCGUAUCUUGAACCACGUAACUUGGAAAAAGAUCGCAGAGUUCGAACAUCCAGCAACGGUUGCUGACACAAAGACUGUUGUGUAUAAAGAAGUGGAGAAACCUCCAUCGGUUGAAACGGAGAGGCUUUCGUUCCCACCGACAAGAGCGUUGGCUAGUUCUCUCUUCAGCACACAAAGUAAAUAUGACAUUUCCCAGGUGCCGGUCUCUUUCCAGUAUAUCAAACCAGUUGCUGAUAGGGCUAAUCCCAAAAUGGGGAUUGGGAUGUUGGCAUUCAGUUCAGACAACUGCUUCCUGGCAACCAAAAAUGAUAACAUUCCUAAUGCUGUCUGGAUCUGGGACAUUCAAAAGCUGAAGCUAUCUGUAGUCCUAGAGCAGCUGUGUGCUAUCCAAUCUUUCCAGUGGGAUCCACGACAACCUCGACUUGCUGUGUGUACAGGAAAUAGCAAAGUCUACUUAUGGUCCCCAGCUGGAUGUGUGUCAGUGCAGGUUCCAGUGGAAGGUGAAUUCCAGAUCGUCUCUCUCUGCUGGCAUCCUAGUGGAGAUUCCAUGGCACUUCUGAGCAAGGAGAACUUUUGUAUGUGUUACUUGGAAAGAGAAGAGGUGAAAUAACUAUCAGCUGCAUUAAAAAUGCUCUUAAAUUUGGGGAAGAGGGUCAAACCCCAUUGCCCAAUCUGAAGGUUUUUGUACUUAUAUUUAUUUGAAGGUGCGUAACCAAACUCCAAUCUGUAAAGCACUGUUUAUAUUUGAAUGGUGUUGCAACUAAAGCACAGAGAAUGAAGUCUGGAUUUUAAGAAAACUAGUUUUCAUGUAGUUGAAUUUCCUUUGAAAUUUUGUCAACUAGGGAAUCUUACUUUCUAAAAUUGUAUCUGAGUGUAUAUAAUGUAUAGCUGUUAUUUAAAUUUGAUAAUUUCCAAUAAAUAUUUUGAUAG